GCAACAGUUUCUUUGAUCGAUACCUUUCAAGCUUGUUCCAAAAAAGUUUUUUUAUCAUGAUAUCUAAGGUUACUCCUUGGGUGGUUUUGAUGGCAUUUGUGUCAUGUAUAGUGAUGAGUGAGAGUGGUAAUGACGUUGGGGAUAGCAAGAGGAGACAUGUAGUAGUGGUUAAUCCUUCACAUAAAUCUUCGAAAAUUUCACAUCCUGGUUCAGACGUUAUUGUCAUUGGGCACGGUGAAGAGAGUGGGGAUGAGGAAGAUAUAGACAAAGAAACUAUUUCGACCUUAUCAAACAAUAUCCUAUCAACCACUAAUCUUGUGCACUCUCAGUCACAACUGAUCGAAAAUCUGGGCAAUCAGCUCCAAAAACUACAUCAUUCAUUAAACGCACAAAAUGGAAAAAUAACAAGCGAUAUCCAGUUAACUAGAGAGGAAUUGAUGGAAGUCAACGAGAAGGUACGCAACGCGACCAACCUGGCAAAUGUCAUGGUUUUAAUGUGGAGUAAAUCGGAAAAAAAAUUGGUCAAAAUUGUCGACAAACUGGAAAAUAAGAUAGCCGAGGAGAAAGCUGUAGCUGAUAGAAACAACAAGAUGUGGGAAGAGAGACUUAAAUCUUUAGAGAAAAAGUUGGGAAGAUUGCAAAUUGAUACUGAUAACGCACGACGAUUGGCUGCUUCCAAGAGAUCACGUUGGCCUCGGGGUCGAUACUGCAUAUUAGCCAAUGGAGCAUGUCCGGCCGGGUUUUAUAGACAACGUGGAUUCCUGAAAACAAUAUAUAUGUAUAGUAGCAGCGGGGACUAUAUCAAGAGCAUGCGCAUGGGUAGCAGUUAUAUUGGUUGCUAUGGGCAACAUUGUGGUCAAUAUGGACACUAUGCCACCAUCAAUAUUGCGACUUGCUGCAAGUGAUUAAUCUCUGCCAAUAUGAAUAGUCAUAGAUACGUGUAAAUCAUGUAGAUAUAUAAACCAUCUGUACACAGUUCUCAUAAUAGCCCACUUCCGAGAUAUGCUUUACUUGUCACGCACAAAGGUUUMAGGAUGAGGCUACGUGCUAAAUGCUCAGUCAUUUGUGACAGGYGGUUAGAAUAAAUUUAAUUUAGAACCUAGCCUCAUACUGAAACCUUUGUGCGUGACGAGUGAAGUAUAUCUCGGAGGUAGGCUAUUCUUAAAAGUAGCCGCCAUCUUGAUUGAGUGUAAAAUAUGUGAUAGAGAAAAUAGAUUGCGUAUGACUAUUAGAAAGCCGCUGAAGGCUGGAAAUGCCGUGACCGACACGGUGUCGAGCCAAGUAUCCCGAUUGGAUAAACAGUCAUUUCGUUUGCUGUCAGUAAUUGGUUAAAAAUGAAAUUGGUACCGUGACCGUUACGGUGUUGCUUCAAACAUCCUGAUAGGUUCAUUAUCCAGUGAUUUCGCGUACUAUGAAUGGUUCAACGAAUGUUUUGGUCAGACGAAAUCUAACCUAUCUAGGUUGUUUGCGUUGUAUUCUGUAGAAAUACCUGGCUUCGUGCCAUACUAUGGCGAAGCAAAAUGAACCUGGAACAGGGAGUCCAUUAGAAAAUAGUUGUCAAUGGAUACAA
Molecule: messenger RNA, 1570 nt
Organism: Actinia tenebrosa (Australian red waratah sea anemone)
Lineage: Eukaryota; Metazoa; Cnidaria; Anthozoa; Actiniaria; Actiniidae
Source: RefSeq, a predicted model, not a curated record